Messenger RNA from Mollisia scopiformis, 802 nucleotides. RefSeq lists its product as uncharacterized. The coding region runs from base 1 to 750 and encodes 249 amino acids. NCBI's taxonomy places the organism in Eukaryota, Fungi, Ascomycota, Leotiomycetes, Helotiales, Mollisiaceae. The record is from RefSeq and is a predicted model, not a curated record. The transcript has 4 exons.
AUGGCAGACAAUUCCUUGAUGAUGGCAGAUAUGAUCGGUAAGUUGAUGGACAUGCAACAGCAACUUGCGCAUAAGCAAUCUUCUAGCCGGGACCUUCAACAAAAAAUCAAUAACCUCCACUUGGUUGUUGACAACAUCUGCCGAUCAUUUCAGAAGAUUGGCGACCUUCCAACUCUUAGGGUUGACGCAGAUGAUCAAACUGCUGUCAUCUUAGCACCCACUGAGAAGGCACACCGCUCCUUCCUGGGAUCUUUCUUCCUCAAGAGAGCCAAGCACAAUCCAUUGCCGUGGAUGAAGCAUGAUUCCGACCAGCAACAAGAGGAAAUAUCCCAACCAACUAAACAGCAGGCCCCAAAGCACAAGUCUGAGAGUCGCGUCGAGAAGGCGAAGAGCAUGAGUAAUGCGAAAGGCAUGUUCGCUCCACGCGCUCCACUUUCCGAAAAGAGCACAAAUGCCCCGGCAACAUCUCAACUUUUCAGUAAGGGCCCGAAGUCUGAGGCUAAGAAUCUGCAUCAAAGAAAGUUUCGGAGUCUUGCACGAGUUGGAUCUAGUCUGCUGCAGGAUUUGCAAAAUCUUGCUGCAGAAAAGCCCGCUCCGACUGAAGACUCAUUCAAAUUUCCAACUCUGGCCUACAGACCAAGACCAGCUUUGAGCAAUGCUCUCUUCGAACCUCCGGGUUCUUCCAAAACCAGUUAUGGAAAGCUCGCAAUCUCCGAUAAUUUUGAUGCCAAAGAGAACAAAGGAAGAUGAGGGCAGAAGUGAUUACUCUGCAUGGAGUGCACCUAGGUAAUAGUGAAGGCGG